Messenger RNA from Auxenochlorella protothecoides, 678 nucleotides. RefSeq lists its product as hypothetical. The transcript is spliced from 4 exons. Bases 1 to 678 code for a protein of 225 amino acids. The record is from RefSeq and is a predicted model, not a curated record. Lineage: Eukaryota; Viridiplantae; Chlorophyta; Trebouxiophyceae; Chlorellales; Chlorellaceae.
AUGACUCUGCGUGAAAGGGUCCCGCAGUGGGGCCCCUCCCACGCCUGGCCGUGGACCCAUGUUUCCCUGGCAGCAGGGGUGGCUGCUUCAGCCUGGGCGCUACAGGCAUGGCUCCCCAUCCUCGGCGUCCUGCUCCUCGGGGCCGUGCUGGGGUGUGCAGCCACCGUGGCGGGCACGGUCGCUCUCUUCCUGGCCUUCACGCACGUCGGCAGCUUGAACGGGCCGGAGGCGAGCCCGGGCAGACAGGACCCCGCUCCGGAGGCCCACGCCAUGCCGCCGCCGCCGGACCCUGGGGCGUGCCAGGGCCGGCCGCCGCACACGACCCCAGUGCGGGGCUGGUUUGCCGGCCCGGUGUACCUGGCCCCCCUCUCCACCUGGCGGCGCGACGCCACCGUGGUCAAGUGGCCGCCCUCUCCCGUCACCGAGCCCAGCCUGGCCCCCUGGGAUGCGGUGCUCGACCAGGGCACGCUGGUGCUGACGCGCGGGGGCGUGGACGGCGUGCCGCCCACCAAAGUCGGCAUUCCCCUGGAGGGGUGCUCGGUCGAGCUGGUCAGGGAUGGGCUGAAUGGCCGCUCUGAGUACAUUCGGCGGGGUCCCCUGCUGAUAACGCAUGCCGAGUGGCCCCUGUUUGCCGGGGAGCAGGCCUUCUUCCUCUUUGCCUGUGAGUCGGGGUGGUAG